AUGCAGACUUUAGUGAUGAUCGUUUUCAUGUUAGGGAUCUCCCAAGCGCAGACUGACUGGCCACAGAUAAAAGAAAAAAUAGAUACAUUUGUAAAUGAACUCCUUGAAUGCAAUGGAUUGAUCGGGAUGAAUCUGGCAAUUGUCAAAGACGGCGAAACUCAGUACACGACAGGCUACGGCUUCGCAGACUUGGAAAAUCAGGUUCCUAAUGAUGGCGAGACGAUACAUCUGGUUCAAUCCAUCAGCAAGUCAAUCGCUGUGACGCUAUUUGCCACGUUGGUAGAAGAGACGGGAAUAUCGUGGGACUCGUUGAUCACAGAUCUGUUGCCGACCUUUCGAUUCCGAGAUGAGGUGAGGAACAAGGCAAUAAAGUUGCGAGAUUUGCUUGGUCAUGUGACUGGCUUUCCCGAGAUUUUGAACGGGCCUUCCGGUACAAAGGAAGAGUUUAUCGAGGUGGUCCAAUGCAGUGAACCAGUGAUGACGCUGCGUGAAAGUUUCUGCUAUGUAGACAAAAAUUAUUUCCUUGCUGGUGUGAUACUUGAAUAUCUAACGGGUAAACCUUAUUCACAGUUAGUGAAUGAACGCAUCUAUGGCCCAUUGAAGAUGAACUCGUCAUUUCCAACCUACGCUGGCAUGAAUGAUGACUCCCUUGGCAAAUGGGCCUAUUCUUAUUAUUUAAAAGAUGGGGAGGUUACUCGCAUUAUAGAAUCUGAAGGCGGCGAUAAUGACUUAUUUGAGUUAACAGCGCCAGCAUAUGGAGCUAUGGCAACGGCUGAGGAUAUGGCGGAAUAUAUGAAGUUUCAUCUCGGGGCGUAUAGAAACGAUGGAUCCACCAAUCCAGUUGUAGAUCCAGAAAUAUUGAGGGAAAUGUACAAAUCAAACCAAGCCAUCAACUUUUUCACAUCGUUCCUUGAGAUUGACGGUCUCGAGGAUUUCCAAGAAACGUGGAGAAUAUAUGACUAUGGCAUGGGAUUUUGGAUUGGCAAUUAUAGAGACACUGAUCUAAUACAACACGGUGGUUACUCGAACCAAAAUACCCUUCUGACGAUGUUCGAAUACUGGAACAUUGGCAUCUAUACAACGAUAAAUGGACCAAUAAGACUCAAGGCACAUGCUGCGAUGACAUUGAUUCAUUUUUAUAUUGCAGACAUCCUUCGGGGCAAUUCUCCCCUCUAUGAUAUCAAAUACGCUUGUACAUACACUCUUCCUGAUAAAUACGGUGCAUUCUGCGGGCCUUUCAACACAUAUCCCGAUUAUACCAUCGACAAAUCAAAAAACUCAAGCUCUCCCAUUGAAACCUACAUUGGAACAUAUGGUAAAGGAGACGAAGAAGUCGAAAUUGAAGUUGAUCCUGUUACCCCUUACUUAGUGAUGACGAAGGGUUGUGAAAAGUACAACCUCUAUCCGGGCGGUGUGGCUAACUCCUUUGUUGCCGAAUCAAAAGGGGAAUGUUUUGGUUGUGCUAAAAGUAUUGUAUUUUCAAGCUUAUCAUCGCUUGAGGGUUUCUCAAGUCUGAGUAUAGAUGGCGUUAUUUUUCGAAACUCAAAGAUAAGUUCUGAGAGAGAAUGCGAUUAAUCAUGGAAGAACACUCAUGCCCCCCCCCCCAACCAGAGAUGACCAGGUGGAAUUCCGAUUUCUUUAGGGUUAGGGUUCACGAUAAUGGUUGGAAUAUGUUCGGGCCUGUCCGGUCAUCUUCGGUUGCGGACUAAAACUUGUUACCAGAUUAAUCAAAGGCAUUUGUUGAGGGAAAAAUGGCAGUGUAGUAAAAAGGAAUUAAUAGAUAGACUGCCAAGGCACUUUCGUGAGCCCAUUUUCGAUAUAUCUUUGUGCUUCCUUAUUGCUUUUAGUAAAACUGUAUGUAAUCAUCUGUAAGAGCUAUAAGUAUAUAUCUAAGAAUCGUCGAAAAUGAUCAUAUGUAAAAUGAUUGGACGCAAUUGUAAUUGAACAACGCAGAUGCGAGUAAGUAGUUACCAGUUUCACCACCAGGUGGAGUGGCUCGUUCGGGUCAGAUAGCAU
Owenia fusiformis is the source of this 2016-nucleotide messenger RNA. Lineage: Eukaryota; Metazoa; Annelida; Polychaeta; Sabellida; Oweniidae. The record is from the annotation of a GenBank genome assembly.